This is a messenger RNA of Eublepharis macularius, 2859 nucleotides long. RefSeq names its product replication protein A1 (gene RPA1). Gene Ontology annotation, molecular function: single-stranded telomeric DNA binding; damaged DNA binding. Lineage: Eukaryota; Metazoa; Chordata; Lepidosauria; Squamata; Eublepharidae. The coding region runs from base 84 to 1937 and encodes 617 amino acids. The transcript has 17 exons. Gene Ontology annotation, cellular component: DNA replication factor A complex; nucleus. The record is from RefSeq and is a predicted model, not a curated record. Gene Ontology annotation, biological process: double-strand break repair via homologous recombination; telomere maintenance via telomerase; nucleotide-excision repair.
CGCCUGUGCGUAUGUGACUUGCGCGGCGGCGUCGAGCGCGCGGGAAAGCAGGAGGGAGGCGGCGCUGAAGCGACAUCGGCGGCAUGGCGGUCCGCCUGAGCGAGGGGGCCAUCGCGUCCAUAAUGCAAGGAGAGGAUGUCGUAAACCCCAUCUUACAACUGAUUACCAUCCGUGCUAUUGCCACUGGAAAUGGCCUGCCACGUUACCGAAUGCUGAUGAGCGACGGAGUGAACAUACUUUCUUCUUUCAUGCUGGCGACGCAGCUGAACUCUCUAGUUGACCAGGGACGCUUGAGUGCUCAUGCCGUCUGCAAGAUUAACAGGUUUAUCGUUAAUGUCUUGAAGGAUGGAAGGAAAGUGAUUAUCUUGAUGGAUUUAGAUGUGGUGAAAACUGCUGAUGCAGUGGGUGGUAAGAUCGGCAAUCCAGUGCAAUAUUCAGAAGGAUCUGGGCAAGUAGGGCAGCAGCAGCAGCCCUCAGCUUUUGCAACCAACCAAGCAUCAAGCAAGCUACAGCAGCAGAAUGGGAACUCAGCAGCAGGACCUCCAGCGAAAUACAACAGCCCUCCAUCCAUGCUUGGGAAAGCAGGUGGUUCCAGCUUCCUGAACACUCCUGGAGGCUCUCAGGCCAAAGUGGUACCCAUUGCCAGUUUGAAUCCAUAUCAGUCCAAGUGGACUAUUUGUGCACGGGUGACCCAGAAAAGCCAAGUACGAACAUGGAGCAACUCGCGUGGGGAAGGGAAGCUGUUCUCCAUAGAGCUAGUUGAUGAAAGCGGCGAGAUCAGAGCCACUGCCUUCACGGACCAAGUGGACAAGUUUUUCCCCCUUAUUGAGUUGAACAAGGUCUAUUACUUCUCCAAGGGUAACUUGAAGACUGCUAACAAACAGUACACAACAGUGAAGAAUGAUUAUGAGAUCACGUUCACAAAUGAGACGUCUGUCGUACCGUGCGAGGAUGCACAGCACCUCCCCUCAGUCCAGUUUGAUUUUGUUCCCAUCAGUGACUUGGAGAAUGUAAACAAAGAUUCGAUUGUGGAUGUACUUGGAAUCUGCAAGAGCUUCGAGGAUGACAGAAAAAUUAUAGUGAAGGCUUCCAAUCGAGAAGUGUCCAAGAGGAAUAUACACCUGGUGGAUAUGUCUGGGAAAAUGGUGACAGUCACACUGUGGGGAGCUGAAGCUGAAAAAUUUGAUGGCUCUCGGCAGCCUGUGGUGGCCAUUAAGGGGGCCAGAGUUUCGGAUUUUGGUGGCCGGAGUCUGUCUGUCCUUUCAUCAAGUACCAUCAUUGUGAACCCAGACAGUCCAGAAUCCUUCAAGCUGCGUGGAUGGUUUGACUCUGAGGGGCAGCUUCAAGAAUGUGCCUCCAUCUCUAAUACACAGGGUGGGCCUGUAGCAGGUGGAAACACCAACUGGAAAACUCUGUAUGAGGCUAAAUCGGAGAACCUCGGGCAAGGAGAUAAGGCAGAUUAUUUUAGUUGUGUGGGAACAGUGGUGUAUUUGCGCAAGGAGAACUGCAUGUACCAGGCAUGUCCGUCGCAAGACUGCAAUAAGAAAGUGAUUGAUGAACAGAAUGGACUGUAUCGCUGUGAAAAAUGUGAUCGGGAGUUCCCCAACUUCAAGUAUCGCAUGAUCCUUUCAUUAAAUGUGGCCGACUUUCAGGACAAUCAGUGGGUAACUUGCUUCCAGGAGUCAGCAGAGACCAUUCUUGGGCAGAAUGCUGCUUAUCUUGGAGAACUGAAGGAAAAGAAUGAGCAUGCUUUUGAUGAGGUACUUCAGAAAGCCAACUUCACCACGCAUGAAUUUCGGAUCCGAGUUAAGAUGGAGACUUUCAAUGACGAAUCACGCCUGAAGGCUACAGCAAUGGAUGUGAAGCCUGUCAACCACAAGGAGUAUAGCAAGAGGCUGAUCAUGAACAUCCGGAAGAAUGCUGCUCAACUCGCAUAAGCAGCCUGGCAGAGCUGGACCUUCUCUCUGUAGAACAUCUCAAAACACAGGUUUCAGUUGGUUUCUUCCUGCCUGGUACAAGUUUGGUGCAAGUUCCAGCACGCUUUGCAGCUCUCUCUUUAUCAACCCAAGUGUCUCCUGUGUUUUGGAGGCAUGGCUAAGUGUUGUCAGUGGAGGAAGGAGAGGGUGCUGGCACUAAGAAAAUCCCCACAGUAGUGAUUUGCUGGCUGAGUAGAAAAUGACGUUCUGCACAAGACCUGCGGUUGUGUCUGCCACGGAGGUUCUAUUUUAUUUAGGCAGAGCUGGAAUAGCGAAAUGUCUGAUUUUUGCACCAUCCCUCCGAACAUUCUGGGAAGGCUAGUGAUGGGUUCCAUUUUAGAGAGGGUGGAAUAGGACUCUGGGAACACCCUUCCCUACUACUACAGUGUUGGCACCUCUGUGAGCACAAUCCAGGUUUCUCCCUUCUUUGUAUUCAAAGCCUUUCUUCCUGCCACAGGUACCAGGCAGUUGUUAAUGCUUGGAAUGACAAUAUGGUAGAAUUAUUAAUCAAAGACGUAUCUCUUCUAUCUGAAGAAUAUCCUUCCUUCAGGGUUUAAUAGACUGAGUCAGAUGAGCCUGAUAUUAAUCAAAAUUGUCUCUUCUGAGAGAGGCUGAUAAGCGUUGACUCUUCAUCCCUCUGGGAAAUCUAGGCAACUACAAAGCACCGCUUUAGUUUUUCACUUCAAUUAAGAUUGCAUUUUUGGGGCUGCUGACCGCACAGGUCUGCUACCUGUCCAUAUACAUUUCUUGUGUUUGUUUGCCGACAAAUACUCCUUUUGAAUUUGUUUGUGACUGAUGUGAACAAAUGGGGAAGUGGUCAUUCAAAUCGGGGAGGGUGGUUUUUUUUCCCCUUCCUUUCUCAAUAAACAAUGUUUAGCUCUUG